CGUUCGUGUCUCUCCAAAAUGUCAUGUAAAUUUCUCAAUUACGAAAAGUYAUAUUAGUAAUAUACACUAACACUUCAAAAMAUAAUCCAAUGCAAAGGAAAGCCCAUGAAUUUCAGUCCUAAGGACUCCAAACUUUUACAUUUUUGGCAAAGUCKUCACUUCGAUACUGAAACASAGGGAAAAGACGAUGCUGGGCUUUCAAGAAAGGCUGAUAGUCUACGUUCGCUCAUGACACAAGUGGAUGUUUUAUCAUCAAGCUCCUCAAUAAGUAGCUUUGGUCGUGACCAUCUUUUGCAACAGUAUGCCGACAAAUAUUGUAAACUUGUGGACGAACAAGAUAAUAAUAAAGGCUUGAAUAACUUUGCAGAGCCUGUCCUUAGCCUUGUGGCAGGACAUAAUAAUGACAGUGAAAACUGGAAGUCAUCGCUGUCUCUUGAGGAAWUUAAAAAAACAUCAUUAUGGCAAGAGAUUGUAAAUAAAGACAAGCARCAAGAACUUAGAAAAAAAKYUCAUCCAAUACCAUCCUCCACAAUUACUCAAGGUSAAGAAGACACAGCUCCCUUUCCUAUAGAGCCAAAGGAAAAAGAUUGGUCCAUUAAUAUUACCACUGGACAUGCCGYCAUUGACCAGGCRAAGUCCAAACCACCUGUUAAUGGAAUAGGAAUGGAUGACAAUAUGWCAAAUAAGAGAAAGUUACAUUUUGUUUACCCUUCAGACUAUCCAGAAACAAGCAAUGUUAAAUUUCCUGGUAGUAACCAAGAGAGCAGACCACAUCCCUGGAGYACAGGAUUGCCUCAACCYCCUGAAAGCACUAAUAAAUACAAUAGACUACCAUUAUCUGCAAAGGAUAAUCAAGAACCAAACAGAUUUUCAAAUAAUAAUGAUGAUAAUUAUGCAUCAAGACCAUCAAAGUUUAUCACUGCAAAACAGCAAUAUAUCAUUGACAGUAAAACAAAGAACCARAAGUCAGAUCAGUCUAACAGGGGAGGGGGYUCUUCUGGUUAUGGAGGCAAUGCAAGGAAAACCUUGGGAACUAGACGUGGUCCAAGCCACAAGUUUGUGCCUCCAGUACCAAGGAAUAAUAGUGAUGAAGAAUCAUCAGCAGAGGGUGGAGGCUUCAUGAGGAGGAAGAAGAACGGUGAUACUAGAGAUACAGACAAUAACGGCAUAGAGCUGGAUGAACGCCUGAAGAACAUAGAACCAAAAAUGGUUGAACUUAUCAUGAAUGAGAUAAUGGAUCAUGGUCCACCCAUUACCUGGAAUGACAUUGCUGGAUUGGAGUUCGCCAAGAAUGUCAUUAAAGAAAUAGUUGUAUGGCCCAUGCUUAGGCCUGACAUCUUUAAAGGCCUAAGGGGACCCCCCAAGGGUUUGUUAUUGUUUGGUCCACCAGGGACAGGAAAGACCCUGAUUGGUAAAUGUAUUGCAAGUCAGUCCAAAGCUACUUUCUUUAGUAUCAGUGCAUCCUCRUUAACUUCAAAAUGGGUUGGUGAAGGAGAGAAGAUGGUUAGAGCGUUAUUUGCCGUAGCAAGAUGUCAUCUACCAGCUGUGAUCUUCAUUGAUGAGAUAGAUUCAUURUUGACACAAAGAACUGAUGGAGAACAUGAAGCAUCAAGAAGAAUCAAAACUGAAUUUCUGGUGCAAUUGGAUGGUGCAACUACAAACACUGAUGAAAGACUUCUUGUUGUUGGUGCUACAAAUAGACCCCAAGAGAUAGACGAGGCAGCAAGGAGAAGACUUGUUAAACGUCUAUAUAUUCCUCUUCCUGAUGCAAGUGCUCGUCAGCAAAUCAUUUGCAAUUUGCUUUCGCAACAGAGCUAYAGUUUAACAGAUAAAGAGAUUGGUAUUAUAGUUACCAGAACUGAAGGGUAUUCUGGGUCAGAUAUGAGUAAUUUAUGUAGAGAGGCUGCUAUUGGUCCAAUCCGUUGCCUGGCAACAGCUGAUAUAGAACACAUCUCUGCAGACCAGGUUCGCCCAAUAGAAUUACAAGAUUUUGAAUCUGCUUUAAGUCAAGUGCGRGCAAGUGUAUCUGACARAGACUUGAAUUUGUACACUGAAUGGAAUACGUUAUAUGGUAGUGGAAGUAAAUGACAAUAGAGUACCUUAUAUGGAAGUAAAUACCUUAUUUGGWAGUUAAUUACAAUUGUAC
This is a messenger RNA of Exaiptasia diaphana, 2146 nucleotides long. Its product is annotated as fidgetin-like protein 1. The record is from RefSeq and is a predicted model, not a curated record. NCBI's taxonomy places the organism in Eukaryota, Metazoa, Cnidaria, Anthozoa, Actiniaria, Aiptasiidae. The transcript has 17 exons. The coding region runs from base 106 to 2088 and encodes 660 amino acids. Gene Ontology annotation, molecular function: microtubule severing ATPase activity; ATP binding; ATP hydrolysis activity.